AUGGUGCCAUCACCGCUCUCGAACGGUUACCAAAAGGUGCCAUUGCACGAGGAGUAUUUUGUGCCAAGUGACGAGGCCACACCGCCUUGCAAGACAAAGAGAGAUACCAGCUUGGCUCAUGGCAUCAGCGAGGAACUGUUGCGCAUUGACAGCCCCGAUGAAGUUGAAGUCAUGUCGCCGUCUGAUAGAGAGUCAAUUUUCUGUUUUGUGGAGUCCUGGUGGUUCCAUCUGCUCGCGGCUUCGGUCAUAUGUUGCAAUACGGUGAGCAUUGUCCUGGAAGCAGACUCGGAGGACUUGGUCAAGAAGCUGUACUGGCUAGACCAGGCAACUCUGCUCUUCUACGUCUUGGAGCUUCUCUGCCGAGUAGGCUUGUGGAAAUGCCGGCUUCUUUGUGGUCCCCGGCACCUGCUGCUGUGGAGCCUCCUAGAUCUCAUCGUGGUUGGAGCCGGUGUUCUGGACCAGUGGCUGGCACCCAUUCUGCCAGUUGACACGGCCUCAUGGUCCAAUCUCCUCGGCGUCAUCCGACUGCUGCGACUAACUCGCGUAUUUAAGGUGGUUGGGUUUGUGCUGGAGUGGGAUCUGUCCUGGACCGAACAACCCACCUUCCAGUCCUUCAUUGGCGGUGUGAUAGCAUUCAAUGCUCUGCUGAUGGGCUUCGAGACUGACUACGAGUGGGGCGGUUGGGCGGUCAUUGAGAACUUUCUCCUUUGUAUUUACGUCUUUGAGCUGGUUGUGCGAAUGAAGCGGCUGGGUUGUGAUUUCUUUUCCUGCGAGAGCCCAGAUCUUAUGUGGAAUUUGCUGGACUUGGCGAUCGUAGUCAGUUCAGCAGGCGAUUCGUGGCUUGUGCCACUGGUCAAUGUCGCAAGGAAAUCGUUCCAAGGAGAUCAAAGCGAACGGCAGAGCAGCAAACGUGCACACGGCGUCAACGUCGGCCAGCUGAUGAUGCUGAUGCGGCUGCUGCGUUUGCUUCGAAUUUUGCGAUUGGCAAAGUUAGUGAAAUCUGUGCGGCCGCUGUACAUUUUGGUGGUCAGUGUCACAGCGGCAGUGCAAGGGGUCGUGUGGGUGCUGGUCCUCACGGUGGUAACACUGUAUGCCAUGGGUAUACUGACGACGAGACUCAUCGGUCACAAGAUGAUCUUUCCUGCAGACGACGCUGAUGCAGAGUCAUUGAAAGAGUUGACGACGCCCUUCCGUACUGUCCCAGACAGCAUGUUCACCCUAUUUCGAGUGAUGAGUGGGGCACAAUCUGAUUCGGAGUCUGCUGCCCUGGACCACAUCAUGGAAAGCAUUCCGACCUUCAAGUUUGCCUUUGUCUUCUUCAUGGUGACCAGCUCAUGGACACUGCUCUCCAUAUUGACCGCAGUUGUCAGCGAGAACAUGAUCUCCACGACCUCCAGUCAAGAGAAGGAGAUCCAGCUCAUGUCAGAAGAAGAAGACCGGAAGCGCCACAUUCAGGACUUGAAGGAGCUCUUCAAGGAAAUUAACACCAGAGGAGAUGGAAUUGUCCGCGAGAAGGACUUGAUGCACUUCCUGUCCAUCCCUGACAAUGCUUACGAGACAGCCAAAAUGUGUCGUGUUCCAGUUCGGCAUGUGCAGGAGGUCAUGAAGACGCUUUCAAUCAAUCAGGAAGUUAUUCACAUGGAGGAAUUUGUUGAGUGUUUGCUCGACGUUGGAAAUCCCGUAACAGAAAAGUCAACCAUGAGGUUGGAAGCGCUUCACCUCGAAACCAGAACUCAAAGCCAGAGGCAAUGGCAAUCAAUAGAAGAGGUGUUCCAGUCGCUGGUGAACAACAAGGAUCGCCACAAUGACAGUGGCGGAGAUCAGAUCAGCAAGCUGAUGCAGAGUUCCGUGCAUCAUGGCGAAGCUAUCGCACGCCUCCAGCAUUCAGUGGAGGACCUGCACAGAAAAAUGGAUAACUUCACCGAUCUGAUCGGAAAAUCCGCUGGCAGGGAUUUAGGCUUGAGCCAAACUCGGACGUGCUGGUUCGACUGCUUGUACCAAACGGGCCAAGCACACGGCGGUAAAAUCAAGCUACAGCAGCAAGAAGAAGAAAUUCCGAAGUUUGCAUUUCGCAAGGGCUUGCGGAUAGCAAAGAAUGUUCUGUUCCACUUGCGACUCAGCGCCCUGCGGCCAUCAGCCAUGCUGGGAGCUUCAAUAGCUGUCUUGGCUGUUCUGCUUCAGCCUUCCCAGACCUUACCACCACCACUGGCUGCCAAAAGCCACUUCCUUCGAGGGCAGCAUUUGGAAAAGAGCGGUGACUUGCAAGGUGCCUCCGACAGCUUUCAGAAAGCCAUUGCCGCGCAUCCGGACUAUGCUGAUGCCUUCCGUGCCCGUGGGAAGGUGCUGGAGAAGCUGUCAGACCUGGAGGGUGCGCGGCACCACUACCUGGAAGCAACCAGGUUGGCCCCGGAGACUGCGGCCAAUCACUUCAGCCUGGGCUUGGCAUGCGAGCAGCUGGAAGACCUUGGCCAGGCAGUCAGCAGCUACCGCCGCGCGAUCCAACUGGAUCCAAAGAUGUCGGCAGCUCAUUACAGCCUGGGUAUCGUCCUAGAACGUGCAGGGGAACUGGAAUCUGCGAUUCCAAGCUAUCGAGAAGCUGUUCGUCUGAACCCCAGCCACCUCGCUUCAACGCUGAACCUCGGCGAGGCCUUACAGCGAAAAGGCGAGAGCGCUCAGGACCCGAAGAGCUUCCAGGAGGCCGAGGAGGUCUUUCGAGCAGCGUUGUCCUUGGAUGCUGCGAAGCCGCACCUUCGCUUGGCCAACUUGUUGCAACAACGGCAGCGUUUCGAGGAAGCCGCCGACCAUUUCCGAAGCGGACUUGCGAUCACACCCAACAAUGCUCCUGCGCAGUUCAGUCUGGGUUUGGUGGAGGAGGCACGUGGCAACUGGUCCGGUGCAAAAGCGGAAUACUUGAAAGCUGUUCGCUUGGCUCCAGGACACCUUCCAGUUCGACGAUACUUUGCCAAGUUUCUACGCAAGCAUGCAGACUUCACUGAAGCUGCGGAAGGUCUGCAGAGUCUGCUUGAAAUGGACCCUACGGACAAAGUCCUCCACAUGGAGCUGGCUGAGAUGAUGGCACAAGAUGGCAAGCUGUUGCAAGCAGAGAUCGGCUACCGGAAGGCUUUGGCGCUGGAUCCGGUCUUGGAAUCUGCGCACACGAAGCUCGGAAUCGUGCAGCGACAGCUUGGAAAGCUUGCCGAUGCUAGGGGAUCGCUGGAGACUGCAUUGGCCUUGAACCCAGCAGAUGCGGGUAUAUGCACUCAGCUGGGAGUUGUUCACAAGCUGAGUGGCGACCUCACAAGUGCUGCUGCAAGCUACCAACAAGCUAUAGACUUGAACCCAGAACAUGCUGCAGCUUACGGAAAUCUGGGCAUAGUUCAAAUGCUGCAGCAAAGCUGGGAAGAGGCAGAGAGCAGCUUCUGGGCAGCUCUGAAAUUGGAUCCAGACUAUGACGGAGCCUACUACAGCCUUAGCGGCGUCCUCAGUCUGAGAGGCAAAGUUGAAGAAGCAAAAGCCUUGGCGGCCCGUCGAGUUGAACUGGCUACGGCGAAGGGAAUUUGGCCCUUCCGGCUGUCUAUGACACAGCUGGACAGCAACAGACUCCUGCAGAGCAGGCUGCGGCAAGAAGAGGAAUUUGCCUCAAGGUAUGUUGCUGCAGCUCUGGACUUAAACCGCGAAGCAGAUGAGAGCGUCAUCAGAAGGCUGGCAAGUGCCGUGACGGAGAACCCACCAGAUGGCUUGCACCAAUUAAUUCCCGUCCUUCGAGGAGUGCGGAAUUUGGAGAAUUCGACAGAGUGGGCCUUGCGACGCUGGAAUGAAUGCCUUGAGCUUGGGUCCGGAAGUGUGGCCUGUGCUUAUGGCACAACGUGGUUUGAGACUUGGCUGUCAAUCAUGGCUGACAGCACGUUGAGCCGUGCCAUACCAGGCUACAUAGCUUCCGGCCUACAAUACACGGUGGGAGGAAGCGCAAUUGGUUACCAAUGCCUCUUUGCAGCUACAGCUUUGGGCUUCAACUGUACCGGAUAUGAGUUGUUGCAGUGUUUGGUAGCUGAUUCGAAGAGCCUGGCGGGAGACCUUUCAAGAGCUGUGGAGUCCGUGGACGUCGGCUUCGUGUGCGGAGAUGCUACGAAAGCAGACUUAUCGACCACGGGAGUGCUCUGGCUAAAUGAUGCGCUGUGGCCACCAGAGGUGCGCGUGAACAUGCUUCUCAGGGCGGUUUCAUCAAUGCCUCCAGGAUCGACCGUCAUUAGCUAUCAGGCCAAGCCAGACGACCGACAGCAGCUUUCUAAGCUGCAAAACGAAAGAGUCAUGACGGCCGCCGUGUUGGAGUCUGAGAUCGAAAACGGCGAUGACUCCAGGGCCCCUGGCACAGUGCCCAUGGAGUGCCGGCCCGGCCCGCCGGUCGGUCCUGCCUCGAAAACUUGGCCCACGGAUCUUAGAGCAACGCAGGAUGCAUUCGGCCAGCUGGAGCCAUGCGUGGGAACUGCGACCAGUGGUGAGGCUGGUGACGAUGAGGAUGCACAAAUAGCUGCAGUUGUUGCGAAGCUAGCUGAAGACAGCUUCCAGCUGGAGGCUGUGCACAAAAACCUUCGGGACAAGCAGCUGGACUCCAAGACUCUAUGUGCUGCGGGGCUGGUUGCCCACAUUGAGGCAGAGAAAAAGGAAGACUCUCACGAGCUCCAGAAAGCAGGUUAUCCAUCCGAGCAGCCUGUUGUUCGGAGAGGGCCGGGUCAGGAGACCGGCGGCAAAAUCAAAAGUGCGAGGCCUGCACCCCUCCAACUGAUUCCAGAAGCGGCAGUUUUUCAAGGCUGCCGAGUCGGACAAACCCAUGACGUGAAGAUCGAGAUUCGCAACGUGUCGGGCAAGGCGUUGUGCCCACGAGUGAUGCCCUGCACCAACCGGGCAUUCUCGAGCGACCCGAUCCGAUUUGAUGCAGCUACUAGGCGACUGCCUGGAACAGCAUCUGGAAACAUCCCACCAGGUUUGUCUGCUUAUCUGGUCGUGCACUUCGCAGCGAAGUCUUUGGAUGAUCAAGUCGAUCAGCUUGUGCUCAGCACUGAAGCGGGGAAUCUUUCUCUUCCCGUACAAGCGGUGGGAGUGCUGCCACCGUCGUUGAAGUAG
This is a messenger RNA of Symbiodinium necroappetens, 5121 nucleotides long. The record is from the annotation of a GenBank genome assembly. Lineage: Eukaryota; Dinophyceae; Suessiales; Symbiodiniaceae.